AUGAGCAAGAAGAACUUUCAAAACAUCGACACCAGCAUUGAGGUAAUCCGCGCCAUCUAUCUCAAUUCCAUCGCUGAUGCUAUAGUUAACCACACAAAGAAUUUUGACUCCAAAUUUAAAGCACAGCCAGAUACACUUGCAAAUCGCAUUGCACAAGAGUUUGUUAUGGACUUUUUAAAGACACAUCAAAUGGAUGCUGCCUUUAAGGAGGCUUCCAUCGAAAGCAAAGACGUAAUCAAACAAGAAAGAACACAUAAAUACAUUGCCAGAAAGCUGAACCUCGAUCCGAAGAAACCAUUAUUCAAACAAAUCAGGACAGAAAUGGAUAUUAAGACAUAUACUGAAACACAAGAUGGCGAAAAUCAAAAACUUCCGAAACCAUCCAUUUCUCUUUCUACACAACAAAAUCAACCACAUAACACAUAUCUCAAGUCGCAGGAUAUGUCAGAAUUUACAAAUCUUCUUGAAUCUCGUGCUCCAACAAUGACAAAUGAAUCCAAAUCUUCUCACAGACAUUCUAAGAGAGAUGACAAGUCAAAGCAGCCAUCAGAAGCUCCGAAAUCAAUCGCAAGCCGCUCAUUGAAGUCAAAGAGCUCCGCUCUCUCAACUCGUGAACAUUAUACCGGAUUAACUCCAACAUUGACUUCUCUACAGACUAAAACCUUCAUACAACCAACUCAGGAUACUGCUCCAAAGGAGGCUAUCGUUACAAAGACCGGUGAAAACCUUUACGAACUGUUCCAAUUUGAUGGAACACAUGAAAUUGGUCCAGCAACAAGAAUGAUGCUUGAACUUCGCGCUAAGAUGAUUGAGCGUGAAACUGCAUACGAAAGAAUCCCUGUUGCCGAUACAACAGAGAUAUCAAAUGAAGAUAUGAAGACAAAUACAACUCUUAGGAGUCUCCACACUAAAACAAAGAACUCCAGUGCAAAGAGCUCAGCUGCAAACACUCAAGAUUCUUCUGCUUCAAAACAUUCCACAAAAACAGCAACUCAUGAGUCAACAAAGGAUUCUACAAAAGAGUCGACCAAGGAAUCGACCAAAGAAUCUCUCAAAUCGAGGACAAAUACAAAAUCAGGAAAUAAUACUGUAGAUAGCAAACAGGAUAUGAAAACUAGCGAUGCAAAGCCUUCUGAGUCAUAUGAAGAGGAAGAAGACGCUGGCGAAGAAGAGGAAAAUUCAUUAUACGUUGAAGUUUCAAACAGUCAUUAA
Molecule: messenger RNA, 1212 nt
Organism: Trichomonas vaginalis G3
Lineage: Eukaryota; Parabasalia; Trichomonadida; Trichomonadidae
Exons: 1
Coding region: 1-1212 (403 amino acids)
Source: RefSeq, a predicted model, not a curated record